This is a messenger RNA of Solanum lycopersicum (tomato), 2850 nucleotides long. NCBI's taxonomy places the organism in Eukaryota, Viridiplantae, Streptophyta, Magnoliopsida, Solanales, Solanaceae. The record is from RefSeq and is a predicted model, not a curated record.
UUAAAAGUCUCUAAAUACAACACUAAAAUUAUCACUCCAAAACAAAAAUCAUCCAAAAUCCCUAAAGGCUUUUUAUGUUUUUUUUUUAAAUAAAUGUUUAAUCAUUUUAUAUGUGGAAGUGGAAAUUAUCAUAAUCAAGAAGGUGAAGAUUAUGAUAGGGAAACAUUAUCAAGCCCUUGUUCAACUCCAAAAAAAAUCAUCAAAAAGAAGCAAAAAUAGUACAUACAAUCCUUAUGCUAAUCGUGGCCUAGACAAAUUUUCGAAACUCUUAGCCAAUCUUGAAGACAAAAAACAAAAAAUUUAUUCAGAAUCAAAUGAUAUCUCUUUCGUACGAUUUGUUUUCUCGAAUUCAAAUUCAAUCAAGCCUAUUGUUAUCAGAGUGAAGGACAAAAACCAAACGUCGUCUAGUGACAUUGAUGAUGACAAGCAAAUGAUCAAGAAGACUAUGCAAGAGGUUUCAUCAAAUAUUUCAGAAGAACGAAAAGUGGAAUCUAAGAGAAGGAAAUAUUUUAGGAAUUUGAGGUUAGCAAAUUUGAAGAAGCCAACUUAUUACUUGCCAUUAGCUAUAAUCUUGAUAUUGGUUUUUUUAGCUGUUUACGGGAGGUGUUUUGCAAUAUUGUGUACAUCAAUUGGAUGGUACGUUAUUCCGAUCAUAAAAGCUAGCUCAAGAAGGACAAAGAGGAGGCAUGUGAAAAAAUUGAGUGAAGAAAAUGUAACAUUAUGUGAAGGGCCAAUAUUUCCAAGAAGUGUAAUGAAUGGACCAAAAGAUCAUAAAUUGGUUGCUAGGAAACAUGUCCAUAUGUGACAGCAGCUAAUGAAGAUCAUCAUUUUUUAAUUUAUUUUUUGUGACUACAAUUUUUUUUUAUUGAUUUGUAACUCUUGUAAAUCCUUGAUCAUAUUUUUACAUGAAAAGAAUUGCAUUAAUUGCCACAUAUAAAAUGCUAGCUGGUUGAACAAUAUAUUUGUAUCAAUAUUAGCUUCAUAUGUGUUGAAUGGAUUUGAAUUGUACUCAUAUUUUUUUGAAGUUCAAGGUACCCAUGGUAUGUUCUUUCCGUCUCUUUUUUAAUAUAUAUAUAUAUAUAUAUAUUAAAAAAAAAAUAUUUUAAUUUUACUUUAUGAACUACAGUAAUGGUAGAAUAUCUUAUAUAGACAUCAAAAGGUAUCCAAUUGAAAAGCUCAUAGAUCAUUGGCUACAAGUAUUGGUGUCAAAUAUGGCCAAAAUAUUGAUGGUUAGUUUGAAAUUUUAUGGGUUAGCACAAGAUAAUUUUAUAUUGGACUGAUUUUAGCCAACCCAACAUAAUUUAUUUUCAAAAGUAGUCGUUAAAUUAGCCAAAUAAAAGCCUAAAAUGUAUUGCAUAUUUAAGAUAUACUUCAAUUUGGAUUUAGUACUUGAAAUUUACUUUGACCUUUUCUAUGAGUUUGAGUUUUGCAUAUCGAAUCGAAUCUUGGAUCAAGGUUGAGGCUCAGAAGACUUGAGUCCUAGUUUAAGGUUAGGGUUGGGCUCGAAUCUCAGUUCUCCAAAUCAAGAUCGAGCCUCAGUUUGGGUCCGAGGUAAAUGUCAGAGAUUGGUCCAAGUCCCAGGUGCAUGGUCGGGGGGGGGGGUAGAUUCCUUGUAAAAUUUACUGUUCGGGUCUUAAAUGAGAAUCAAGUCUCAAGUUAAGGUUCGUAAUAAGUCCAUAGUGUUGAAUCUUAGGUUUUGGGUUAAGUUUGGGAUGAUGUUGGGUCCUAAGUUCCAAGUUAAGAUUGGGUUUUGGGUCUCAGUUCUCGGGCUAGGGUCAGUGUUGCGUCUCGAGUCCAAGUUAGUGACAAGUUAAAUCUCCAGUCAGGGUUGGUUCUCGAGUCUCGAGCUAGAACCAAUAUUGUGUCUUGAAUUCUGGUCAAGUUAGAUCUCGAGCUAAGGUUGGGUUUAGGAUUAAGACCGAGGGUUAAAGAGGGGAGGGGGUGAACUUAAAGUUAGAGUCGAGGGUUGCGUCCUUGUAAUGAUAGAGUCUUAGUUAAAAUGACAUAAUAUGCCUAGUCAAACUAGACGUCAAUAAAAACGUGUCAUAUAUACAUGUGUCAUGUUCCGACUAGGGAAGAGCAAUUUAGUAACCCCCUCUAAAUUGUUUAUCGAUGAUUAAAAAUAUUCAUAUUUCGGCAAGGGACGAAGCUACGUACGCCACAUCAAAAAGGCAGAAAGACCUAAUGGAUUAAGUACAACAAAUUUCUCUACAAUCUAAGUUUCAAAACCCUUGAUUUCAAACACAACUCAAGGUCAAUCUUUGAACCCCUCGAAUUCAGGUACAAAUCGAUACCAAGAUCAAAAGUACUCAAAAAAGAAGAAUCAAAGGUCUCAUACAAAAUGUAACAUUCAAUAUACCGAAACAAAAUAAUAUAAUAUUACGAUACUAUCCAAUCUUAAUUACUAUUAUCCGGACGCGAACUUUGUACUAAUUUAUAAUAUCAUUUGUGAAACGUAUUUUCGCUUUCGUAACAAGUACACACACCCAAAAUAGAUACUCUUAUUCAAAAAAAAAAAAAAAAAGAUUAAAGAAAAGGUGAAUAGUACCUCUCCACGAAGGCAUCUCGUCAUCGUUUUGGCCUUUCUGCAAAAUCCCUCUUUGUGCUUAUCCAUUUCUCACAUUGGGUUUCAUCGCCAGGCGCUAGGGCUGCACAAAAAAGGGGGCAAAUCGAAAAUCGAAGAACACCCACCAACUGUUUGAGGAAAUGUUCAGAAGAAACAACAAAGGGCAAGAUUGGUUUCAUCACUAGAUCAUUCAAUUUUCAGUUUUUUUUUUGGUUGAAUCAGAGCUGAUUUGGAUAAGUAUAGAUAGUUUUUUUUGGGUGUUUGUGAUUGGGGUAAUUUAGAAA